CAAAACAGGAAGCAAAUUAUAUAAGAAUAUAUUGUCGGGCAACUACGUUGUAACUUGCUUUGCUGAGCAGAGUCCGAGGUACGCCAUCCAGUCACUGCAGUUAUCUGGUAUCAGUUUCUUAUCACCGCCACACACAUCAUGACGUCUCUAAUCCAGGUUUUGAAAACUCCCCUGGCCUUGCGCUCUGCUCAUGUGAUCAAACGAAGCUUGGCUUCCACUACUAACCCAACUUCAUCAUCAACUCCUGCACCUCAACAGGAUAAGCAAGGACCGUCAACAGGAUAUUGCUUUGAAUUGACACCCGAACAACGAGAAGUGCAGGAAUUGGCUAGAAAAUUCGCCAGGGAAGAAAUCAUUCCUGUAGCAGCUCAUCAUGAUAGAACUGGAGAGUAUCCAUGGGAACUUAUUAAGAGAGCCCAUAGCCUUGGAUUGAUGAAUGGACACAUUGAGGCUGAAUUUGGUGGCAUGGGUUUGAGCAAUCUUGAGGGAUGUCUGAUUGCUGAAGAACUUUCUUAUGGUUGCACUGGCAUUGGAACUGCAAUUGAAGCUAAUGGCCUUGGGCAAGCUCCAGUAAUCCUGGCUGGAAACAAAGAACAAAAGAAGAAGUACUUGGGUAGGAUGGUAGAAGAACCACUCAUGUGUGCUUAUGGUGUCACUGAGCCUGGAGCAGGAUCUGAUGUAGCCAAUAUCAAAACCAGAGCUGAGAAGAAAGGCGACCACUAUGUUUUGAAUGGACAGAAAAUGUGGAUUACCAAUGGCGGUCACGCAAAUUGGUACUUCGUUUUGGCUCGUACGAAUCCCGAUCCGAAAGCCCCACCCCAUAAGGCGCUGACUGGUUUUAUCGUCGAUCGUGACACACCUGGAGUCACUCCUGGUCGAAAGGAAAUCAACAUGGGUCAAAGAGCUUCCGACACUCGUGGAAUCACAUUCGAAGAUGUUUUGGUGCCAAAAGAGAAUGUCUUGCUCGGUGAGGGUGCUGGCUUCAAGAUUGCUAUGGGCGCCUUCGACCAGACCCGCCCUCCGGUUGCUGCUGGUGCCGUUGGUUUGGCCCAACGAGCAUAUGAUGAAGCCCUGAAAUAUUCUCUGGAACGUAAAACUUUCGGCGUCCCCAUUUUUAAACAUCAGGCUGUGGCUUUCAUGUUGGCUGAUAUGGCUAUCGGAAUUGAAACAUCCCGUCUAGCUUGGAUGAGGGCUUCAUGGGAAAUUGACCAGGGUAGACGUAAUACCUACUAUGCUUCCAUUGCUAAAGCCCUUGCUGGUGAUGUGGCCAACAAGUGUGCUACUGACGCUGUUCAAAUUUUUGGUGGUAAUGGAUUCAAUUCUGAAUAUCCAGUAGAGAAACUCAUGAGAGAUGCCAAAAUUUACCAAAUCUAUGAAGGAACUGCCCAGAUCCAGCGCGUUAUUAUCUCCAGAGAAUUGGUCAGUCGUUUGACGGAAUAGAACGAAAAAUUUUCCGUGAACUUGUUUAACUUUUUUAAAAUCUCAUCUAACGAUCUGAGCUCACAAAAAAAAAGGUUUAUGAUUAUGAAUGGAACAAUGCAAGUAGAUUUUAAGUGAACGUUUAUAUUUCCGCAAUACAAGAGGUUGAGUAAA
Molecule: messenger RNA, 1593 nt
Organism: Daphnia carinata
Lineage: Eukaryota; Metazoa; Arthropoda; Branchiopoda; Diplostraca; Daphniidae
Product: medium-chain specific acyl-CoA dehydrogenase, mitochondrial-like
Exons: 9
Coding region: 139-1440 (433 amino acids)
Biological process (GO): medium-chain fatty acid catabolic process; fatty acid beta-oxidation
Cellular component (GO): mitochondrion
Molecular function (GO): medium-chain fatty acyl-CoA dehydrogenase activity; flavin adenine dinucleotide binding
Source: RefSeq, a predicted model, not a curated record